Molecule: messenger RNA, 2238 nt
Organism: Oreochromis aureus
Lineage: Eukaryota; Metazoa; Chordata; Actinopteri; Cichliformes; Cichlidae
Gene: serpinh2
Product: serine (or cysteine) peptidase inhibitor, clade H, member 2
Exons: 6
Coding region: 527-1807 (426 amino acids)
Biological process (GO): negative regulation of endopeptidase activity; collagen fibril organization
Cellular component (GO): endoplasmic reticulum
Molecular function (GO): serine-type endopeptidase inhibitor activity
Source: RefSeq, a predicted model, not a curated record
GGUGUCAAGUUUGGGAGGCCCUGGACCACAUGAGGCAGCUUCUCACGGGGUCACUGAGCUGGAGCGAUGAGAAGACCAUUAGCGACCCCGCUUGAGUGCCUUUGGGAACUACAACCCCCACUGAGCCCAGAACAAGAGAGUUUAUUAUCCCGGCAAACCCACAAGGGUUUCUUUUGAAUGGAGAAACGCCUCAUUUGCUGCAACCGGUGGAUUUUUGUUCAUUUUGAAAACCUGUACCAAGACCAACACUGCACCCACAUAAUCCCUGAAAAGGCCAUAGGGAACCGCUGUAAGCCCGCACCUAAACAGCCCAAAGCUAAAUUUGCUCACGGUGGCAGCUCCUCAUGGAAGCCUGGAAGUUUCGGGAAGAGCAGAAAGGUAACCGGGAGCUGAAGUUAGCGGGGGGACGGUAAACUUCCUCUGCCACGUCUGAGCUCCAGCAAAAGCAGCACUUCCUCCGGAGCUCACAGCGAGGACCGCGGCGGAAAAAGGACAGGGACACACGUGAAUUAAUUAACGAACUGCCAUGCUGCCCAGGCUCCCUUUCUGUCUCCUAAUUUCUCUGCCAGUUCUCCUGGUGCAAGGGAGCACCACUAAUUCAUCCAAGAAGAGCGCCGAUGCCCCGGCCGGUCCAGUAUCUCGCCCGCCGCCGCUGCCUCCUCCCCCCCAGGGUGACCCGAGCUGGACCCUAGGUCUGCGGCUGUACCAGGCCCUCCGCUCCGACUCGACCUCCGUAAAUGUCCUCUUCUCUCCUCUGCUGGUGGCCUCCUCUCUCGGAGCACUGGGGGAAGGUUCAGGCGGUAACACCUCCAACCAGGUUCAAGGUCUCCUCAACCCACCGUCCCCCGUCAAGGUUGACACGCAGGUUCCCGAACGUCUCGCCGAGGCGUUGAAGAGCUUCAGUGAAGCCAACGGAACCAGCUUUCACCUGCACGCAUCCUCAGCUGUGUUUUCCAAGCAGGUCCCUCCAGUCGACCAGGCCUUUGUGAAGCAGAGUCAGACUAGGUUCAGAGUGAAGCAUCAGACUCUGGGGAAAGGAGACUCCAAGGCUGACCUGAAGCAGCUUCAGGACUGGGCCAAGGCCAGCCUUAGUGGACUGGAAGGCGCUCCUUUGGAGGCCGAAAUCAAGGCCAGGGCUGGAGCUUUGAUCCUGGCGAAUGCAGUGCGUUUAAAAGGGCUGUGGGAGAGAGAGUUCAGCGAGGAAAGCACAGAUCGUCGUACCUUCCUGGGAAAGAAAUACACCAAAGUGGUGAUGAUGCACAGAGCAGGUUUGUACCGCUUCCAUGAAGACACUGACAACAUGGUGCAAGUUCUAGAGGCGCCUCUGUGGGGAGGCAGGGCCAGCGUCGUGCUCCUGCUGCCCUUUCAUGUCGAAAAUCUGGCUAGGUUGGAAAAGCUGCUGACCCUGGAGCUGCUGUCCAAGUGGCUGGAGAAGGCCAGUGUAACCAGUGUGGCCAUCUCUCUGCCCAAGGCAAACAUCACUAGCACGCUCAGUCUGCAGAAACAGUUGGUUACUCUGGGUUUGACCGAUGCCUGGGACCAGAAGUUGGCUGACUUCUCUGGGGUGUCAGCCAAGAGCAAAGGAAAGCUUCACCUUGGUGGCGUCCUCCACUGGGCUACCCUGGAGCUGGCUGCUCAGACAGGGAAAGAAGACGCUGACCUACAGGAGGAGCACAUUGAUCGGCCUAAAUUGUUCUACGCCGAUCACCCCUUCAUUCUCUUCGUCAGAGACAGCGCCACGGGAGCCCUGCUGCUGAUGGGAGCUCUGGACCACGCGGAGGGAGAGCCCUUACACGAUGAACUGUAGCACCCUCCUGUCGCGUUAUCCUUCUUUUCUCAUCUUCGGUGUUUCUUUUCUUUUCGCAUCCCCCUCUCAAAGACUGCACACUGGUUUCUGAGUGGAGACAUUGUCAUUCACUGUUGCACACAAUCACAUCAGACUACGUCUGGCUGUCAGACUCUGACACCGCGUAGUGUCACACUGACUGACACUGACACCGACACCGCCAUACUCGACAGAGUCACACACGCACAGUAUCACCAACAUGGCAUAUAGAACAAAAAUACUGUAUGAGACAUUACUAAAGUUGACGGAUACACCAAAAACACUAACUUUGAGCGACUACUUGCCUUCCCAAGUUUAUAUUUAGAAAGAUUACAACAACUCAAUGACGUCUCCAUGUUGAAUAUAUUUUUGAAAAUUUAGAACAAUGUUGAAUAAAGGGCUGUUUUGGGGGA